Caenorhabditis remanei is the source of this 480-nucleotide messenger RNA. RefSeq lists its product as uncharacterized. The transcript has 3 exons. Lineage: Eukaryota; Metazoa; Nematoda; Chromadorea; Rhabditida; Rhabditidae. The record is from RefSeq and is a predicted model, not a curated record. Bases 1 to 480 code for a protein of 159 amino acids.
AUGUUUCCGAUACUAAUCUUCCUGUCGACACUAUUCAUCAUGUCAGCAUCUACCUUGAAGUGUUAUGAAGGAUCCCGAGGAAUGGUGAACGGAGAGGAUUCUUCAAAUUUCGUCCAAAAUCUGUGUGACGACAAUAUGACGUACUGUUUCGAAUCGUAUAAUUCGAAUCUGACAGAAGUGACAGCAAGUUGUCAGAAUAUGGGAACGGAUCAGAAGUUGUUGGAAGUUUGUAAGAUGGACGGAAAAUGCAAAGAACGCACCGACAUCGACGUAACCGUCUGCUGCUGCACAUCAGAUCUCUGUAACCUGCAAGAUGAUCUUAAACCAACUCCACUUAUUCCAGAAAUCGAUGGAUCAUCGGAAAGUGAACAGAACAAUUCAACGGAGAUCUCAACAACAGAAAUACCCAAUAAAUCUGUGGAAUUAAAUGAGACAUUGGGUCUGGAAUUAGAGUUGAAUGGGACUAGAGGGGGAUUGUAG